AACAAGCAUGGAGAUGAAAGGUGAAGAAGAGAAUAGAACGGUGGUGGUGAUGGGACGUGCAGAAAUUGACACAAGAUCUCCUUUCAAAUCUGUAAAAGAAGCUGUUUCGUUGUUCGGAGAAAGAGUCUUGGUUAAGGAAAUUUAUGGCUACAAGCUCAAAGAGAAGCAAGCUGCAGCGAGCAUCGAAAAUGGAGGUUCUGAUCAUAAAACAAGAAUCGGAGCCCUAACCGCGGAGCUCGAAGGAGCAAGGCAAAGCCUGCAAAAAACAAAAGAAGAAAUCACCAAGAUGUCAAAAUGCACACGAACCCUCAAACAAGAGCUUGAAGAGACAAAGAAAGAGCUGAAAUUGAUGAAGGCUAAAGAGUAUUAUAAUCUAAAGCCUCAGCCAGUUGACAACGACGACGAUGGUGACGACAAUUAUCCCAAGAUCGAAGACCUCAAGUUUGUUGAAAAUGCGAACCCUAAAGAGGAAGAAGAAUGUGAUCAGAAAAGGAGAUUUGUGACUUUUGCGAGCCCUCCUGCUUUGGCGCAGGUGAUUGUUGGAGAAGAGGAAAUGGAGAUGAAGAGAUCACCGUUUGAUUGGGGUAAUAAGAAGAUGACGAAGAAGAAGCCAUUAAUGAUGAAGCCUUUAAUUGGAUGGCUUUUCUCUGUAAAAAAAUCAGGUGGUGGUCAUAAUUCAUCCCGAAGAGAAACUUGCUAAUUGAUAAAACUCUUGAGUUACUUGUGACUAGCAAAUCAAAUAAAUUUUGAUGAUCUUUAGCAAGGGUAAUUGUGGGAAUAAGACAAGUUAAUGUUGAAUUUUGAAGCCUUAUUGAUGUUCAAAGAUUGUUUUAGUAUAAUUGUACGACUGGUAAUUAUUUUUUAUUGAAGAGAUACAAAUUUUAUAUUUUGUGUGAGUGUAUAUUAGGAUAAAAUGUAACCUUUUGACCACUGCUGAGAUAUUGUGAAUUUAUGCACGAGUUUCCAAAUAUGAAAUCCUAGAUUCGAAUCAAGAGGGACACGUAUAAAUUCACA
This is a messenger RNA of Pistacia vera, 1014 nucleotides long. RefSeq names its product WEB family protein At3g51220-like. Lineage: Eukaryota; Viridiplantae; Streptophyta; Magnoliopsida; Sapindales; Anacardiaceae. The transcript has 2 exons. The record is from RefSeq and is a predicted model, not a curated record. Bases 8 to 700 code for a protein of 230 amino acids.